Messenger RNA from Symphalangus syndactylus (siamang), 2083 nucleotides. RefSeq names its product DnaJ heat shock protein family (Hsp40) member B9 (gene DNAJB9). Gene Ontology annotation, biological process: ERAD pathway. NCBI's taxonomy places the organism in Eukaryota, Metazoa, Chordata, Mammalia, Primates, Hylobatidae. Gene Ontology annotation, cellular component: endoplasmic reticulum. The record is from RefSeq and is a predicted model, not a curated record. Gene Ontology annotation, molecular function: protein-folding chaperone binding; misfolded protein binding.
CUUUUCGGGGGUUGGGGCCGGAAGUGACGCACAGCCCUAGCGGCAACAACAGUUUUCCACGUGCGCGUAGGGCGCCGGGAUCACGUGGGGAGGCAGAAGCCAAUGGGGAAGCGUUUCGUGUGGGUCUUCAGAGGUGGUGGCGCCAGCGGCUACCUCCUGCCAGUGAGGAGCUGGCUGAGAGGGGACUGGGCGCCAGCGGUGAAGGAGGAGCGCUAGGUCGGUGUACGACCGAGAUUAGGGCGCGCGCCAGCUCCAGGAGGCCGCGGUGAGGGGCCGGGCCCAAGCAGCCGACCCGAGCCGAUCGUCAGGGUCGCCAGCGCCUCAGCUCUGGAGGAGCAGCAGUAGUCGGAGGGUGCAGGAUAUUAGAAAUGGCUACUCCCCAGUCAAUUUUCAUCUUUGCAAUCUGCAUUUUAAUGAUAACAGAAUUAAUUCUGGCCUCAAAAAGCUACUAUGAUAUCUUAGGUGUGCCAAAAUCGGCAUCAGAGCGCCAAAUCAAGAAGGCCUUUCACAAGUUGGCCAUGAAGUACCACCCUGACAAAAAUAAGAGCCCGGAUGCUGAAGCAAAAUUCAGAGAGAUUGCAGAAGCAUAUGAAACACUCUCAGAUGCUAAUAGACGAAAAGAGUAUGAUACUCUUGGACACAGUGCUUUUACUAACGGUAAAGGACAAAGAGGUAGUGGAAGUUCUUUUGAGCAGUCAUUUAACUUCAAUUUUGAUGACUUAUUUAAAGACUUCGGCUUUUUUGGUCAGAACCAAAAUGCUCGAUCCAAGAAGCAUUUUGAAAAUCAUUUCCAGACACGCCAGGAUGGUUCCAGUAGACAAAGGCAUCAUUUCCAAGAGUUUUCUUUUGGAGGUGGAUUAUUUGAUGACAUGUUUGAAGAUAUGGAGAAAAUGUUUUCUUUUAGUGGUUUUGACUCUACCAAUGGGCAUACAGUACAGACUGAAAAUAGGUUUCAUGGCUCUAGCAAGCACUGCAGGACUGUCACUCAACGAAGAGGAAAUAUGGUUACUACAUACACUGACUGUUCAGGACAGUAGUUCUUUUUCUGUUCUCACUAAAUCCAACUAGUUGACUCUUCCUCAUUAUCUUUGAUGCUAAACAAUUUUCUGUGAACUAUUUCGACAAGUGCAUGAUUUCACUUAAAACAAUUUGAUAUAGCUAUUAAAUAUAUUUAAGGGUUUUUUUUUUUUGACAAAUUCAACAUUCAACGAGUAGACAAAAUGCUAAUUAUUUCCCUGAUUAGGAAAGUUUCUUUAAAAAACACGUAAUUUUGCCUAGUCCUUUUUCUCUACCUGCCCUUGGGCUCACUAAUAUCACCAGUUUUAUUACCAAGAAAAUAUUGAGUUUACCUGAUUAAACUUUAAAAGUUAUUGUAGAUUUAAAUUGUGUGAACCUAAUGAUUUUUGCAGUGAAACCUUUACUAAUUCGAAGUUGCAUGUUCUGUAACAUCUGUGACUUGGGUUGCAGAAUGUACAUGAAACUAUAAUUGAGUCAUUCAGCAAAGGAGAACAGUAUCUUGGUUAAUUGCUACUGAAAGGUUGAGAAAGGGAUGGUUUGAUACUUACCACAGCCCUGUGCCUUUCUACAGUAGAACUGGGGUAAAGGAAAUGGUUUUAUUGCCCAUAGUCAUUUAGGCUGGAAAAAAGUUGAAAACUUAACGAAAUAUUGCCAAGAGAUUGUCAUGUGUUUGGUCCCAGGCUAAAAAUGAUUUUGUAGUGUUGAAAUCAUAGCUACUUACAUAUCUUUUUCACAUUUCUUUCUUAGUUGUUGGCACUCUUAGGUCUUAAUACGGAUUUAUGUGUUUGUGUGUUUAGUUUAUCCUCUCUCUACUCAUCUUUAUCUAGAGAUUGACUAAUACCUCAUUCUGUUUGUAAAACCAGCCAGUAAUUUCUGUGCAACCUUACUAUGUGCAAUAUUUUUAAAUCCUGAGAAAUGUGUGCUUUUGUUUUUGGAUAGACUUAUUUCUUUCUUUAGUUCUGCACUUUUCCACAUUAUACUCCAUAUGAGUAUUAAUCCUAUGGAUACAUAUUAAAUGUCUCAUACAACAUUGUAUGUGAGAGAAAUAUAAAUAUUUACAACCUGA